Messenger RNA from Vidua macroura (Pin-tailed whydah), 1273 nucleotides. RefSeq names its product tropomyosin 4 (gene TPM4). The coding region runs from base 117 to 971 and encodes 284 amino acids. NCBI's taxonomy places the organism in Eukaryota, Metazoa, Chordata, Aves, Passeriformes, Viduidae. Gene Ontology annotation, molecular function: actin filament binding. Gene Ontology annotation, cellular component: actin filament. The record is from RefSeq and is a predicted model, not a curated record. The transcript is spliced from 9 exons. Gene Ontology annotation, biological process: actin filament organization; muscle contraction.
UCCCUGUGACUUGCCUGGGUACAACUUCUUUCUCUGUCCAAGCUGUUAAAAAUCUAAAAUUUUACUAAUAAGAUUCUUUUAGUUGCGUGACAGAUCCAGCCUGCCCUUGAGCAAAAAUGGAAGCUAUCAAGAAAAAGAUGCAGAUGUUGAAGUUAGACAAGGAGAAUGCCAUUGACAGAGCAGAGCAGGCUGAGACGGAUAAGAAGGCAGCUGAGGACAAAUGCAAGCAGGUAGAAGAUGAGCUGGUAGCUCUGCAGAAGAAGCUGAAAGGAACUGAAGAUGAGCUGGAUAAAUACUCAGAGGCUCUCAAAGAUGCCCAGGAAAAGCUGGAGCAGGCUGAGAAGAAGGCCACUGAUGCUGAAGGUGAGGUGGCAGCUCUGAACAGACGCAUCCAGCUCGUGGAAGAGGAGUUGGAUCGUGCCCAGGAACGACUGGCCACAGCCCUGCAGAAACUGGAGGAGGCUGAGAAAGCAGCAGAUGAGAGCGAGAGAGGAAUGAAGGUUAUUGAGAACAGAGCAAUGAAAGAUGAAGAGAAAAUGGAAAUUCAGGAAAUGCAGUUGAAGGAGGCCAAGCACAUUGCUGAAGAAGCCGACCGCAAGUAUGAGGAGGUUGCCCGUAAACUGGUUAUUUUGGAGGGUGAACUGGAAAGAGCUGAGGAGCGUGCAGAGGUGUCUGAAGUUAAAUGCAGUGACCUCGAAGAGGAGUUAAAGAACGUCACAAACAACCUGAAAUCUUUGGAAGCUCAAUCUGAAAAGUACUCGGAAAAAGAAGAUAAAUAUGAAGAAGAAAUCAAGAUUCUCUCUGACAAGCUGAAAGAAGCUGAAACUCGUGCAGAAUUUGCAGAGAGAACUGUUGCCAAACUGGAAAAGUCUAUUGAUGACCUGGAAGAAAAACUUGCUCAAGCCAAAGAGGAGAACCUGGGCUUGCACCAGACACUGGACCAGACGCUAAACGAACUGAACUGUAUAUGAGCGGCGCAGAGCUGCCGGCAGCCAGCGGGAGCCAGCCCUGCCCCUGCCUCGCUCCUCCCUCCUUUCUCUCUCUGUAUCCUGGAAAAGCCACUUAAGUUAUGCCCGGCACAGCCACCCCGCGGGCUCCGGGCACGCCUCGGGGCCGGGCAGCCCCCGCCGCGUGUGCCGGGGCCGCCGCGUGUGCCGCGCCGUGGCUGUUCUCACGGUUCCUUAGUCCUCUCGUAUAAACCCCGGUAGAAGCUGCACCCGAGCGGUGGCGCCACCUCCGCUGCCGUUUCUUAUUAAACGAUUUUCUCACAGUA